Calidris pugnax (ruff) is the source of this 8841-nucleotide messenger RNA. It is a transcript of the gene TLN1, whose product is annotated as talin 1. Gene Ontology annotation, molecular function: integrin binding; actin filament binding; structural constituent of cytoskeleton. The record is from RefSeq and is a predicted model, not a curated record. Bases 55 to 7734 code for a protein of 2559 amino acids. Lineage: Eukaryota; Metazoa; Chordata; Aves; Charadriiformes; Scolopacidae. Gene Ontology annotation, cellular component: ruffle; cytoskeleton; plasma membrane. Gene Ontology annotation, biological process: platelet aggregation. The transcript has 59 exons.
CGCUGGCCAGAGGCCCUGGGGUGACGCAGGAGUGGGGACAGCCCAGCCGCCACCAUGGUUGCCCUCUCGCUGAAGAUCAGCAUUGGGAAUGUGGUGAAGACGAUGCAGUUUGAGCCUUCCACCAUGGUGUACGACGCCUGCCGGAUGAUCCGCGAGCGGGUGCCCGAGGCCCAGACGGGAGCGCCCAAUGAUUUUGGGCUGUUCCUCUCGGAUGAAGACCCAAAGAAAGGGAUCUGGCUGGAGGCUGGGAAGGCUCUGGACUACUACAUGCUUCGCAAUGGGGACACCAUGGAAUACAAGAAGAAGCAGCGACCCCUGAAGAUCCGCAUGCUGGAUGGGACAGUGAAAACUGUGAUGGUGGAUGACUCCAAAACUGUCACAGACAUGCUCAUGACAAUCUGUGCCCGGAUCGGCAUCACCAACUAUGAUGAGUACUCACUUGUUCGAGAGAUUAUGGAAGAGAAGAAGGAGGAGGUUACUGGCACCAUCAAGAAGGACAAGACCUUGCUGCGAGAUGAGAAGAAGAUGGAGAAACUCAAGCAGAAGUUGCACACAGAUGAUGAAUUGAAUUGGCUGGACCAUGGCCGGACCCUGCGUGAGCAAGGCAUCGACGACAACGAAACGCUGCUGCUGCGGCGCAAGUUCUUCUACUCCGACCAGAACGUGGACUCACGAGAUCCUGUGCAGCUCAACCUGCUCUACGUGCAGGCUCGUGAUGACAUCCUUAACGGUUCCCACCCUGUCUCCUUCGACAAAGCCUGCGAGUUUGCCGGCUACCAGUGCCAGAUCCAGUUCGGGCCACACAAUGAACAGAAGCACAAGCCAGGCUUUCUGGAACUCAAAGAUUUCCUGCCCAAGGAGUACAUCAAGCAGAAGGGAGAGCGCAAGAUCUUCAUGGCCCACAAGAACUGUGGGAACAUGACUGAGAUUGAGGCCAAAGUUCGCUAUGUGAAACUUGCACGUUCCCUUAAGACCUAUGGGGUGUCCUUCUUCCUGGUCAAGGAGAAGAUGAAGGGGAAGAACAAGCUGGUGCCACGGCUGCUGGGGAUCACCAAGGAGUGCGUGAUGCGGGUGGAUGAGAAGACCAAGGAAGUGAUUCAGGAGUGGAACCUGACCAACAUCAAGCGUUGGGCGGCCUCACCCAAGAGCUUCACCCUGGAUUUUGGAGAUUACCAGGAUGGUUACUACUCGGUGCAGACGACAGAAGGGGAGCAGAUCGCCCAGCUGAUUGCUGGCUACAUUGACAUCAUCCUCAAAAAGAAAAAGAGCAAAGACCACUUUGGACUGGAAGGGGAUGAGGAGUCCACCAUGCUGGAAGACUCUGUGUCUCCAAAGAAGCCGACUGUCUUGCAGCAGCAGUUUAACCGUGUAGGCAAGGUGGAGCUGGGCUCGGUGGCCCUGCCAGCCAUCAUGCGGACAGGGGCCUCAGGGCCAGAAAACUUCCAGGUGGGCACGAUGCCGCAGCCUCAACUGCAGAUCACCAGUGGCCAGAUGCACCGAGGGCACAUGCCUCCCCUGACUUCAGCCCAGCAGGCCCUGACUGGCACCAUCAACUCCAGCAUGCAGGCUGUGCAAGCAGCCCAAGCCACCCUGGAUGACUUCGAGACAUUGCCACCUCUUGGGCAGGAUGCUGCAUCCAAAGCUUGGCGCAAAAACAAGAUGGAUGAGUCAAAGCAUGAGAUCCACUCCCAAGUGGAUGCCAUCACUGCUGGCACAGCCUCGGUGGUCAACCUCACUGCAGGGGAUCCGGCGGACACGGACUACACUGCCGUGGGCUGCGCCGUCACCACCAUCUCUUCCAACCUGACGGAGAUGUCCAAGGGCGUGAAGCUGCUGGCUGCGCUGAUGGAGGAUGAGGGAGGGAACGGGCGGCAGCUUCUGCAGGCAGCCAAGAACCUGGCAAGCGCCGUCUCGGACCUGCUGAAAACAGCACAGCCUGCCAGCGCUGAGCCUCGCCAGAACCUCCUGCAGGCUGCCGGCCUCGUGGGCCAGACCAGCGGGGAGCUGCUGCAGCAGAUCGGGGAGAGUGACACCGACCCCCGCUUCCAGAUCCCAGAAAGCCGGCGUGCUUGGAUCCUGCCUGUCUCUGACCCAAAGACGGACAUGCUCAUGCAGCUGGCAAAGGCGGUGGCCAGCGCUGCUGCCGCGCUGGUGCUCAAAGCCAAGAACGUGGCUCAGAAAACAGAGGACUCGGCUCUGCAGACGCAGGUGAUCGCUGCAGCCACCCAGUGCGCCCUCUCCACCUCCCAGCUGGUGGCCUGCACCAAGGUUGUGGCUCCCACCAUCAGCUCCCCGGUCUGCCAGGAACAGCUGAUCGAGGCUGGCAAGUUAGUGGCCAAGUCAGCAGAGGGCUGCGUGGAGGCCUCCAAGGCGGCCACCAACGAUGACCAGCUCCUGAAGCAGGUGGGGGUGGCAGCCACGGCUGUCACCCAGGCCCUAAACGACCUGCUGCAGCACAUCAAGCAGCACGCCUUGGGCGGGCAGCCCAUCGGGCGCUACGACCAGGCCACUGACACUAUCCUCAACGUCACCGAGAACAUAUUCAGCUCUAUGGGCGAUGCUGGGGAAAUGGUGCGGCAGGCUCGUAUUCUAGCCCAGGCCACCUCUGACCUUGUCAACGCCAUCAAAGCUGAUGCAGAGGGAGAAACAGACCUGGAGAACUCGCGCAAGCUGCUGAGUGCAGCCAAGAUCCUGGCCGAUGCCACUGCCAAGAUGGUGGAGGCUGCAAAGGGAGCCGCAGCCCACCCGGACAGCGAGGAGCAGCAGCAGCGGCUGCGUGAGGCAGCGGAGGGGCUCCGCAUGGCCACCAACGCCGCAGCCCAGAAUGCCAUCAAGAAGAAGCUGGUGCACAAGCUGGAGCACGCAGCCAAGCAAGCUGCUGCCUCCGCCACCCAGACCAUCGCCGCUGCACAGCACGCUGCGUCCUCCAACAAGAACCCAGCCGCCCAGCAGCAGCUGGUGCAGAGCUGCAAGGUGGUGGCAGAGCAGAUCCCGAUGCUGGUGCAGGGUGUACGAGGAAGCCAGUCCCAGCCGGACAGCCCCAGUGCCCAGCUGGCUCUUAUUGCUGCCAGCCAGAACUUCCUGCAGCCCGGUGGGAAGAUGGUAGCUGCAGCCAAGGCCACUGUCCCCACCAUCACCGACCAAGCCUCCGCGAUGCAGCUCAGCCAGUGUGCCAAGAACUUGGCCGCGGCUCUGGCCGAGCUCCGCACGGCCGCCCAGAAGGCUCAGGAGGCGUGUGGACCCCUGGAGAUCGACUCUGCGCUGGGUCUCGUGCAGAGCCUGGAGAGGGACUUGCAGGAAGCCAAGGCAGCUGCCCGCGAUGGAAAGCUCAAGCCUCUGCCUGGAGAGACGAUGGAGAAGUGUGCCCAGGACCUGGGGAACAGCACAAAAGCUGUCAGCUCUGCCAUCGCUCACCUCCUGGGAGAGGUGGCCCAGGGCAACGAGAACUACACAGGGAUUGCUGCCCGAGAUGUGGCCCAGGCCCUGCGCUCGCUCAGCCAGGCUGCCCGUGGUGUGGCGGCCAGCACUCCCGACCCGCAGGCACAGAGCGCCAUGCUGGACUGCGCCAGCGACGUCAUGGAUAAAGCCAACAACCUCAUCGAGGAGGCGCGGAAAGCGGUGGCCAAGCCUGGUGACCCGGAGAGCCAGCAACGCCUGGCCCAGGUGGCCAAGGCGGUGUCACAGGCCCUGAGCCGCUGCGUCAACUGCCUGCCUGGGCAGCGGGACGUGGAUGCUGCCAUCCGCAUGGUGGGAGAGGCCAGCAAGAAGCUGCUCGCGGAUUCGUUCCCUCCCAGCACCAAGAGCUUCCAGGAGGUGCAGAGCCAGCUGAACCGGGCGGCUGCGGGGCUCAACCAGUCUGCCAACGAACUGGUGCAGGCGUCGCGUGGCACCCCUCAAGACCUGGCCAAGUCCUCCGGCAAAUUUGGGCAGGACUUCAAUGAGUUCCUGCAGGCAGGAGUGGAGAUGGCCAGCCAGUCCCCGAAUAAGGAAGAUCAGGCACAGGUGGUGUCGAACUUGAAGAGCAUCUCCAUGUCCUCCAGCAAGCUGUUGCUGGCGGCAAAGGCGCUCUCCGCCGACCCCACCGCCCCCAACCUGAAGAACCAGCUGGCAGCAGCGGCACGGGCUGUGACUGAUAGCAUUAACCAGCUGAUCACCAUGUGCACCCAGCAGGCCCCAGGCCAGAAGGAGUGCGACAAUGCCCUGCGAGAGCUGGAGACGGUGAAGGAGCUGUUGGAGAACCCCACCCAGACCGUCAAUGACAUGUCCUACUUCAACUGCCUUGACAGUGUCAUGGAAAACUCCAAGGUGCUGGGCGAGUCCAUGGCUGGCAUCUCCCAGAAUGCCAAGAACAGCAAACUGCCCGAGUUCGGCGACUCCAUCAGCGCCGCCUCCAAAGCUCUCUGCGGGCUGACGGAGGCAGCUGCCCAGGCUGCCUACCUCGUGGGGGUAUCGGACCCCAACAGCCAGGCUGGACAGCAGGGCUUGGUAGACCCCACUCAGUUUGCCAGAGCUAACCAAGCUAUCCAGAUGGCCUGCCAGAACCUGGUGGACCCUGCCUGCACCCAGUCCCAGGUGCUGUCAGCAGCCACCAUCGUAGCGAAGCACACCUCGGCCCUGUGCAACACUUGCCGUGUGGCCUCCUCCCGCACCGCCAACCCUGUGGCCAAGCGCCAGUUUGUCCAGUCAGCCAAGGAGGUGGCCAACAGCACGGCCAACCUGGUGAAGACCAUCAAGGCCCUGGAUGGCGAAUUCAACGAGGAGAACAGGGAGCGGUGCCGCGCAGCCACUGCCCCUCUCAUCGAGGCUGUGGAUAACCUGACCGCCUUCGCCUCCAACCCGGAGUUUGCCACCGUUCCUGCCCAGAUCAGCCCAGAGGGACGCAGAGCCAUGGAGCCCAUUGUCUCUUCAGCCAAGACCAUGCUGGAGAGCUCUGCUGGCCUCAUCCAGACUGCCCGCUCUCUGGCCGUCAACCCCAAGGACCCACCACAAUGGUCAGUGCUGGCCGGCCACUCUCGCACUGUCUCCGACUCCAUCAAGAAGCUGAUCACCAACAUGAGGGACAAAGCUCCAGGACAGCGGGAAUGCGAUGAGGCCAUCGAGGUCCUCAACAGAUGCAUGCGGGAGGUGGACCAGGCCUCCCUUGCUGCCAUCAGCCAGCAGCUGGCCCCCCGAGAAGAUAUCUCCCAGGAGGCUUUGCACAACCAGAUGAUCACAGCUGUCCAGGAGAUCAGCAACCUGAUUGAGCCCGUGGCCAGCGCGGCACGGGCUGAGGCCUCGCAGCUGGGGCACAAGGUGUCCCAGAUGGCUCAGUACUUCGAGCCACUCAUUAUGGCGGCUAUCGGUGCUGCCUCCAAAACACCCAACCACCAGCAGCAGAUGAACCUCCUGGACCAGACCAAAACGCUGGCCGAGUCUGCACUGCAGAUGCUCUACACAGCCAAGGAGGCUGGUGGGAACCCCAAGCAAGCUGCCCACACCCAGGAGGCUCUGGAGGAGGCCGUGCAGAUGAUGAAGGAAGCAGUGGAGGACCUGACCACCACCCUGAACGAGGCAGCCAGUGCUGCAGGUGUUGUGGGGGGCAUGGUGGACUCCAUCACCCAGGCCAUCAACCAGCUGGAUGAGGGGCCAAUGGGCGAGCCAGAGGGGACCUUUGUGGAUUACCAGACUACGAUGGUGAAGACAGCCAAGGCCAUUGCAGUGACUGUGCAGGAGAUGGUCACCAAAUCCACCACCAACCCAGACGAGCUGGGUAUACUGGCCAACCAGCUCACCAACGACUACGGGCAGUUGGCACAAGAGGCCAAGCCAGCUGCCCUCACCGCUGAGAACGAGGAGAUCGGCUCCCACAUCAAGCGCCGGGUGCAGGAGCUGGGUCAUGGCUGUGCUGCCCUGGUCACCAAGGCUGGAGCCCUGCAGUGCAGCCCCAGCGAUGCCUACACCAAGAAGGAGCUGAUAGAGAGUGCGCGCAAGGUUUCCGAGAAGGUGUCUCACGUGCUGGCAGCCCUGCAGGCUGGGAACCGUGGGACACAAGCCUGCAUCACGGCAGCCAGCGCUGUCUCUGGCAUCAUUGCUGACCUCGACACCACCAUCAUGUUUGCCACAGCAGGAACCCUCAACCGGGAGAACUCUGAGACCUUCGCUGACCACAGGGAGGGCAUCUUGAAGACGGCUAAGGCGCUGGUGGAGGACACCAAGGUGCUGGUGCAGAACGCCACGGCCAGCCAGGAGAAGCUAGCUCAGGCUGCCCAGUCCUCUGUGUCCACCAUCACCCGCCUGGCAGAGGUGGUGAAGUUGGGUGCCGCCAGCCUGGGAUCUGAAGACCCGGAGACUCAGGUGGUCCUGAUCAACGCUGUGAAGGAUGUGGCCAAGGCACUUGGAGACCUGAUCGGUGCCACCAAGGCAGCUGCUGGCAAAGCUGGGGAUGACCCUGCUGUCUACCAGCUGAAGAACUCUGCCAAGGUGAUGGUGACAAACGUCACUUCCUUGCUGAAGACGGUGAAGGCUGUUGAGGACGAGGCCACAAAAGGGACACGGGCGCUGGAGGCCACGAUAGAGCACAUCCGCCAGGAGCUGGCAGUCUUCUCCUCCCCGGUGCCUCCUGCCAAGGUCUCCACCCCGGAGGACUUCAUCCGUAUGACGAAAGGCAUCACCAUGGCCACAGCCAAAGCGGUGGCCGCUGGCAACUCAUGUCGACAGGAGGACGUCAUCGCCACAGCCAACCUGAGCCGCCGCGCCAUCGCGGACAUGCUGCGUGCCUGCAAGGAAGCCGCCUACCACCCGGAGGUGAGCGGGGACGUGCGGCAGCGGGCGCUGCGCUUUGGCAAGGAGUGCGCCGAUGGCUACCUGGAGCUGCUGGAGCACGUGCUGGUGCCGAUCCUGCAGAAGCCGACUCACGAGCUGAAGCAGCAGCUGGCGGGCUACUCCAAGCGCGUGGCCAGCUCCGUCACCGAGCUCAUCCAGGCAGCCGAGGCCAUGAAAGGGACGGAGUGGGUUGACCCAGAAGACCCCACUGUCAUCGCUGAGAACGAGCUGCUGGGGGCAGCAGCUGCCAUUGAGGCUGCAGCCAAGAAGCUGGAGCAGCUGAAACCGAGAGCCAAGCCCAAGCAAGCAGACGAGAGCCUGAACUUCGAGGAGCAGAUCCUGGAAGCUGCCAAAUCCAUUGCUGCAGCCACGAGCGCCCUGGUGAAGGCAGCCUCAGCGGCCCAGCGAGAAUUAGUGGCCCAAGGAAAGGUGGGCGCCAUCCCCGCCAAUGCAGUGGAUGAUGGACAGUGGUCCCAGGGACUCAUUUCAGCCGCCCGCAUGGUGGCCGCUGCCACCAACAACCUGUGCGAAGCCGCCAAUGCAGCGGUGCAGGGCCAUGCCAGCGAGGAGAAGCUCAUCUCGUCUGCCAAGCAGGUGGCUGCCUCCACGGCACAGCUCCUGGUGGCCUGCAAGGUGAAGGCUGACCACGAUUCGGAGGCCAUGAAGCGACUCCAGGCUGCCGGCAAUGCGGUGAAGAGAGCGUCGGACAAUCUGGUGAAGGCAGCACAGAAGGCAGCUGCCUUCCAGGACCAUGACGAAACAGUGGUGGUGAAGGAGAAGAUGGUCGGGGGAAUUGCACAGAUCAUCGCCGCCCAGGAGGAGAUGCUGCGCAAGGAGCGGGAGCUGGAGGAGGCGCGGAAGAAGCUGGCCAUGAUCCGGCAGCAGCAGUACAAGUUCCUGCCCUCGGAGCUGCGGGACGAGGAGCAGAACUGAGCCCCCGCGCCCUCCCGCCGCUUCACCGCCACAGGCUGCCUGCCUGCUCGCCCGCUCCUAAUUUAAGACGACCCGCCUCAAAGCCAAGGGCUGCCUGGGCUAGGCCAGGGCUCUGCCCGCACCCAGAGCGCCGGGACUAACCCAGCUGCUGCUCCGUGCCGGUGCCGCACCAGCAACUCUCGCUUCGCCGCCCAGACCACCUUCCCGCACGCACCCAGCGCACAGCCAGAGCGUCCGGAGGGACCCGGCUGGGCUGGGAGCCGGGGCCGCACCGGCUGAGAGCUCACCCGCCAGCCCCAGGGUGCGGGGCUGGAGAGCUCUCAACUGUAUUGGGGAUAUUUCUGUGUGCCUUUUUUUUGUCUCCUUUCCGCUCGUGCUCUUUCCUUCUCUCUCUCCUCCGCACGGGCUUUGCCCCUCUUCUGUGCCGUCAGGUGCAGGGAGCGGGACGGCCCCUCGCUGAGCUCUCUUCUGGAGCUGCCUUUCACCUCUGCUGCCUUAUUGCUGGCUGAAUCUUCCUCCCCUUCCUCCACAGCUUCCCUGGGAGGCUCUGAGCUCCUCUCCAUGAGCGUUUUCUUCAACCUGGGCCCCUCUGGGGAGCCAGCAGAGCUGGAAGCCGUAGUGCCUGUGCUCAGCCUGGGGGAAGAUGUGAUGGGUUCACUCCCCGGGCUGCUCUUUGCCUUCCCGCGGGGAUUCCCCCUGCCCGUGGCCCCAGCCAGCUCUGCCCUCCUCCUCCUCCUUCCCAAGUGCCUGCAUCGUUUUCCAAGAUCUGCAGUAUUUUUGUAACUUUUCCAUUUCUCUAGUAUUGAGCCUGCAGCUUUUAAAGUUCAUUUAUUUCCCCCCGCCCCCAGCUCAUGCCCUGCCCACUAACACCCAGCUCUCGCCGGGGUCCCGCAGCCCAGCAUUCCACCCCUCCUCGGCUUCGGGACCCCCAUCCCUCCCUCCCCCUUUGCACUUGCUGAGGCUUCUUUCACUAUUUUGAUACUUUUAAGCAUCCCAUAUCAAACAUUAAAGGAAACCAGCUCCCCCUGAAGCUCCAGGGUGGGGUGGGGGAUGCUGAUGUCUGCUUGGAAAGACGCGUUCAUCAAUAAAAUCUGGUUUUCCUGCUUU